AUGAGCCCCAACAACCUCCCGCCCUACCUCAUCAACCCCGAGCGUCUGCGCGAGCUCACCCGCGCCGAACCCCCUCCUCAGCCUCGACGCACGCCCUCGCCCCCAACAACCAAGGAAGUCCUGCACGUCGGACCCUCCCGCAGCUUCUCGGCCAGCGAGGCAUCUGGCUGGGCCGCAAUCGGCUCGACGGAGGACUACGGGUACGAGGAGCGCUGCGCGCUCUAUGCCCAGCAAACGGCGCAGAUUGGCGCCCGAGCCCCCGUUGACGAGUACUACGCCGCCCCCUUUGGAGAUAGCUAUGGUGGAGGCCAGGAUGGAAGGUGGGAUGGCGAGGGUGGACAGAAGUCUCGCUGGAACGUGAAGGCGAAGCUCAAACGCAAAAAUGAGGUCAGGAAGGCUGAGAAGGCUAUGGAGGGGAAAAACCUCGACAAGUGGCGUAAGCAGCAGGCUAGGGAGAGUGGAGAGGGAAGCUCGUCCAAGUGGAAGUCGCUGCCUUUUGGCAAGAAGUGA
Trichosporon asahii var. asahii CBS 2479 is the source of this 510-nucleotide messenger RNA. RefSeq lists its product as uncharacterized. The transcript has a single exon. The record is from RefSeq and is a predicted model, not a curated record. The coding region runs from base 1 to 510 and encodes 169 amino acids. Lineage: Eukaryota; Fungi; Basidiomycota; Tremellomycetes; Trichosporonales; Trichosporonaceae.